Molecule: messenger RNA, 2220 nt
Organism: Fonticula alba
Lineage: Eukaryota; Rotosphaerida; Fonticulaceae
Exons: 1
Coding region: 1-2220 (739 amino acids)
Source: RefSeq, a predicted model, not a curated record
AUGCACCGUCAGCUUGGCGUGGGCUUGCCGGAUCUGGAAAUCCACCGGCCGGCCCACCUGCAGCGCACUGUCACGGAUCCGGCCGCGCGGCGUGACGACCCGACCUCCGACUGUCGGCUGGUCGGGCUGCCAGGGCGGCUCCCAUCGCCGGCACCGGGGCCACCGCCCCCCGCCGGGCUGCCCGCCGGCCGCCAUGCCGGGACUGGGGCUGCCACGCGGCCGCCCGAGGUGCCGGUGCUGGUGACGCUGGCCGCCGGGGCCCCAGGCGAUCCGAAGGGCCCAUGGCCCCGGCGCCCGAGCCCGGCCCCCGGUGGCCCUGCUGCCGGACGAUCGCCGCCCGGGCUCGAGAGGCCUGGUCGUGCUGCUGACAGCUCGCCGCCCAGGUGGAUCCUCUUCCUGGCGGUGCUUCUUGCCGUGUGGGCCUGGACGCCGGCCACGGCCGGAGCGCCGGUGCAGCCCGCUCGGCCGGUCGCGCCCCCGGUGUUCGAAGCCCUGUCAGCCAUGGGGACCACCUCGCGGGCGGCCUGCCAAUGCCCCGGGCCCGAUACGCGAGUAAUGUGCUUCGCGCGGCUGCGCUACUGCCGGACCAUGGCCCGGCGUGGCCUGGUCGGGGAGCUCCUCCAGCGGGACGUGACGAAUCCCGAGGCACCGACCUUUUCGCUGGCCCCCCGGGCAUCGGUCUGCUAUGCCUCCGGGUAUCCGCUGUUUGCCUGCCUCGGGGAUGUGCUAGCGCUGGCCGGCCGGGCGCGGGCCGCCCAUGACCGGCAUUCGGUCCAUCUCCCAGGCCACGGCAGGGAUUCCCAGCACAGCCAACACGAGCCGGAGCUGGCCCAUGCAGCCGGCCAGCUGACCGACUCCGAGCUGGCCGCCGUGGUUCGGUUCCUCUGCCGAAGCUCCAACGAGUGCCAUGCCCAGCGAGAGCCCUACUCCGGGACGGUAGCCCACGACCCGGAGGUCCGGGGCUUCGGCCGCACCGGGACAUACUACUUCCUGGGCAGGCCCGGCGGGGUGUACAACAUCAUCACCGACUCCCUGUUCAGCCUGAAUGCCCGGUUCAUCUCGCUGCCCGGCUCGCGGGGGACCUACAUCGGCCGGCUGGGGGCCGUCAUUCCGAACCCCUCGCCCGGGCGCCCGCCCAUCCUCAUUGGCUUCGACAUCCUGCCCGAGGGGGCCAUCAUGGUGGAGCAGCAGGUGUUCAUCGCCACGCGCAAGGAGCGCCGCCACACCUUUAGCAUCUUCAUCACCCUGGCCUACCAGCUGGUGGGCCCGGGACCCGGGACCCUGCAGGUGAAGCUGCGUGCCUACAGCUGGAAUGUCGUGGCCCGGGUCAUCCCGCAGAACCCCAUCACUUGGCUCAGUCGGUCGGUUGCCCAGGACCAGCCCGAGCGCCGGGACCAGGGCUUCACCGAGGCCGAGUGGGCCGACCUGGUGGCCGCAUCCACGCGGAACUAUGGCCUCGGCCCGAUGGCGGCCGAGCUGCCACCUGACACCAGCAGCCGCCAAGACCCCGCCGGCAGCCAGCAACAUGCCCCCCUGCUGUCGGAGCAACUGCACCCGCUGCCCUCCCAAGCGGACACCGACGAUGACCCCUUCGGCGAGCGCAUGGACCUGACAUGGCUCGAGGAGCCGGGCCGAGGGCCGGACGGUCGCGGCGGCGACGGCGGCGGCGGCGACGGCGGCUUCCAGCAACCGCCCCCCUAUAGCGACCUGCCGGAGGAUAUCCUCCACUCGGACCCCUUCGAGGAGGACCAGGACUUCGGUGAUCCGCCGCUGGACCGGCUGCCCGGGUUCAUGCUCACACCGGCACCACCGCCCCCGGCCGGUGACCGAGAGGAGGAAGAGACCGCCGAAGGGGCAGACGGCGAAGGGGCAGACGGGCCGAGGGGGGUGGCCGAGGCGGCCCCGGCGUGGGGCGCUCCCGGGGUGCCGGUCCGGCCGGCAUACAUCAACAUCCAUGUGACGCUGCUGCUGAAGCCGGAGACCGAGCCGCACGGAAUCCUCGGUCAGACGGCCCGCAUCACCUAUCUGGACUACUUCAACCCGAAUUGGAACACCUUCCACUUGGAGGGCGUCGAGCAGAGCUACGAGGUGAACGGCCUCUUUGAAACGAAGUUCCCCUACAGCAGAUUCGGCCAGCCGAACAACGCCAAAAUCCCGGGGUAUGUGGACACGCCGACCCAAUCCCAUGGCAAAGAUCGCUAUGUCGGUGGCGUUGGUUGA